Oncorhynchus kisutch (coho salmon) is the source of this 6844-nucleotide messenger RNA. RefSeq names its product sine oculis-binding protein homolog A. Lineage: Eukaryota; Metazoa; Chordata; Actinopteri; Salmoniformes; Salmonidae. Gene Ontology annotation, biological process: animal organ development. The transcript has 9 exons. Gene Ontology annotation, cellular component: nucleus. The record is from RefSeq and is a predicted model, not a curated record. Bases 311 to 3133 code for a protein of 940 amino acids.
UGGCAAUAGCCAGCCUCUGAUCAGCAACGUCAUAUUAUGUACAGUGGACGCUCCUCCCCCUGUCUAGAUAUUUUUUUUCACUCAACCUCUCAUUUGACUCAAAGGCAGUCACACACCAAUUUGCGCACAGACCGUGGAAAAAUAGGGGCAGAAGAUGGCUGACUUUACCGGGCAUCGCGAGCCCUCAACAGCAUCAUCAACAUCACCCGGGCUGUUCCCAAGCUUGACAUUCGCGGUUAGGCAACUUUAAAUCAGCCCCGCCUUAUCCAGCCAUCCACCACCGCAAAUAUUGACAGAGCUAUUAUAAACAAUGGCAGAGAUGGAAAAAGAGGGCAGACCCCCCGAAAAUAAAAGAAGCAGAAAACCGGCUCACCCAGUGAAAAGGGAAAUCAACGAAGAAAUGAAGGUUCGGGCUGAGCGGGCCCGCCCAUGGGCAGGCAUGGCGGGUGAUCUCCAUGGCAACCCACCCUACUCCAUGAGUUUUGCAGAGAACACUAUGAACGAGCUGCUGGGCUGGUACGGCUAUGACAAGGUAGACCUGAGAGACCAGGACAACAUCGACAUACGGAACUACCCAGAUGGAGAGGUACAACACAUCUCUGUCCUGAAAGAAAACUCUUUGCCAAAAAUCCCAGGAGGAUCGGGGGAGAACAGCGAUGUCUCCCCAAACCAAGUCAAUAGCUCCCACUCUACAUCAACAUCAAGGAAUGGAGUGACAGAGUCCUCCACCACCCCAUCCACCUCCACACCCAGCAGCAGGGAGCAUGGGAACAUGCCGAUCAUAGUCCCACUGAUCCCACCCUCCAUGAUCAAGCCACCAGCAGACGAGGAUGUGUCUAACGUCCAGAUCAUGUGCGCAUGGUGUCAGAAGGUUGGCGUCAAACGCUACUCCCUCAACAUGGGCACUGAGCUAAAGAGCUUCUGCAGUGAGAAGUGCUUUGCCGCCUGCCGCAGAGCCUACUUCAAGAGAAACAAGCUUGGAUAUUUAAGGAAUUACAGGGCGAGAGACGAAGACGGCCAUGGUGAGAAAUUACCCCAGCACAGCUAUUCUAAGGAUACGCCCAGGCUUGUCUUCAAAACAAACAGCGAUGUGCUUGUGUGUGACUGGUGCAAACACAUCCGCCACACCAAGGAGUACCUGGACUUUGGUGCCGGUGAACGGAGGUUGCAGUUCUGCAGUGCCAAAUGCCUGAACCAGUACAAGAUGGACAUCUUCUACAAAGAGACUCAGGCGGCGCUGCCAGGGGGCCUGUGUAACCCAGGACACGGCCCUGUGGAGGGCAAGUCAGAGAGCAGCACUGGGUUGCAGCUUUUAACACCCGAUUCCUGGGGCACACCUUUGGGUGACUUACGUCGCAAAGCCCCUUCUCCUGGGGCAAACCCCUCUGUGCCAGUCCCCUCCAGCUCCACCGCUGCCUCUCCCUCUGAGACAGGCACCGUCUGCUCUCCUUCUUUCUCGUCUGCCAAAAACUCCACACCCAGACCCCACGAGAGUCCCACCUUACCCCCUCCCCCACACCCCUCUCUGCACCCUCCCAUGGGAGUCCCCUCGGGCAGCCCCCCCAUGGUGAUGACGCCCCGGGGGCCCGUGCCCCUGCCCUUCUUCAUGGAGCAUCAGAUGAUGCAGCAGAUGCGCCCUUCGUUCCUCCGCCCACCUCCCCACCGCCCAGGCCCCAACAGCCCUCUGUCCAACCCAAUGAUCCCUGGCAUCGGGCCACCACCUCCACCACCCAGAACCCUGGCUCCACCAUCCAGCCCUAUGCACAGGCCCCAGUUCUCACCCCACCACCACCCCUCCAACAACCCCAACCUUGGAGGGAACCCUCCAGGGAUGAUGCCACCCUAUCCAGGCCUACACAUACCUGGUUUUCCUUUCACCUCCAACAUGAUGCCAAACGGGCCCAUGCAUAUGCCGCACAUGAUGAACUUCGGUAUACCUUCCCUUGCCCCCCUGGUGCCCCCACCAACCCUGCUAGUCCCUUACCCUGUCAUCGUGCCCCUGCCCGUGCCCAUCCCUAUACCCAUACCCUUCCCCUUCAACCCCAAGACCUCCAAGGACAACCCCAGCAGCAACAACGACCCCAUUCCGAGUGCGUCGAGGGAGAACACUGAUCUGACGGAGCCCAAGCCUUUCUACUCUGGUUCCUCCAGAGGGGAACUGAAGUUGGGGCCCUCCAGUUCUGGGGUGCACUCCUUGGGCUUUUCUGGCUAUACUCUGGACCGCUUUGGCUCUGAGAGAAGUAGGAUUGGUGUGGUGGACCUGACCGUGAAGACUGAGAGUCCGGAGAGUGCCACCACCUUGGGACUCUCGCUCUCUGGUGGCCCCGCAGCCUCCCUCUCCGAGGGAGUGAUCGACCUGACUCUGGGCCAGCGGUCGCGGCUGCAGCAGGUCACCCAGCGGGUGGUGCCCAGUGUCCAGGUGAAGGUGGAACCGGAAGGGGACUCAUCCAGCCCCCCACCCUCUGGACCAUCCUCUCUUGAUGUAUCUGGGAAGGGGGACAGCAGCCUAGAGGACAUGAGCCAGGAGGUCAGGGAGGCCAUUAGUGUCUCUCUGAAGCCAAACUCUCUAUCUUGUUGCCAGGCCACAUCACCAUCCCCCCAGCCAAACGAAAACUCCUACCUCACCCAGCUCACAAACCACCCUGGCACCACACAGACCCAGCCCUGCAACCUCGCUGCCCCCUUUAAUGUCAUAGUAAACGGCAGCAGUCAAUCCACAGACAGUCCCGGCAGGAGCACGCUACCCACACCUCAGCCUGACCCUGGUCGGAGAGGAGGAGGUGGCGAACCGGCCAACUGCGAGCUGGAGCGGGAUGCCCUGAAGGAGAACAGCUGUGCAGUGGCGGAGUGGGAACCAGGUAAGAGAGGCCCGAGUGACGAGGCAGCACAGGGGGGCACUGAUGAAGGCAAGCUAGAAGCUUUCUGCGACCUUAUGGAUCUAGACGAUGAUGACGACCACGCCUAUGCACUGCUGCUGCCCAAGGCUGGCUGUGUUAUCCAGCCCGGGCCAAAGCCCAGCGACAAGACAGCCAUUGUGUCCUAUAGCAUCAGCGCUCCUCUGGCGGCAGGGAGCCCCGAGCUGGAGCCACCGUUAAAGAGGAGGUGCCUGCGAAUACGCAAUCAGAACAAAUGAGGCAGAAAAGCUCAGAAAGGAGGCAGUAUUUCCCCAACAGAAUGAGGGACGCUUUUGAAGCUGUUGACUACACUAGCCUUCAACCAUCCGCUCCUCCACUCCACGAACCUCUCUCCCAGCCAACCAGCCAUGUAACCCUAAUCUUGACCACUCAGACCACCCACACUGCCCGUCUCCCUUCCAAAGCAAAUGCUCUGUCAGAUCUCUGCUCUCCGACCGGAGAAGCCACAAUGCUAACCCAAUAGGUUUACCAGCAGUUUUAUGUUCACUGGAAGAGUCCUACGGUAGCAUUUUUAGCCAGUCUGUCCCACAGUGAAAGGGGGAGUUUUCUUGUGGCAAGAAAUUCAGGCUAAAGUCACCCCACCCCACCCCCAUUUGCAUGAUCACAACCAGUACAAAAUGCUAACCUCCAACCCCCAUCCCACCAUUGACAGUAACAGGACUUUUGUUUUUAACUGGUAACCAAAAAGAGACAUCUCAUGAUGGAAGGUAACAAUCAGAAGGAGACAUUUUCUGAGCCUCAUUGGUUCAGGAAUAAGAAGGAAAAAGAGCAGCGGUGAAAUCCUUGUGUUCUGACUGUAGCGCUCUCCAUCCCUGGAGAUACCAAGGCCCCCUGCCAAAACAGAGCCUUUCUCUAGUAGAGCAAUGGGGAUAUCUCCACAAUAAAAGGAGACCUUGGCACUAUUGAUCUGCUCCUCUUCAGUGAGUUUCAUGGUCAUAAAAGACAAGGAUUUUCAUGUAUAUCCUCACUCACUGAUUUGUGGACAACAGGGUAGCGAUCUCACCAGCAAAUGAUGGUGGGCAACUGUGGACUAUGUGCAAUCUCUGCCAUCGUGGAGGCAAUUUUGCAUCUCUGCAAGACCCUGGUCAGACCGGAUCAGAUGUGUAAUUCUAAUUCUUAUCAUAAUUUAUAUAUUUACAUUUUUCACAUCCUAAUGCUAUUGAUGAUAAUGAUGUACUGUAUCUUCAGCCACAUCUCUGAUGUUAUGGUAAUGGAGUGACUUCCAUCAUGGAAGCAAAAACAGGACUGCUGCUCAACACACCGCUAAGGGAUUGCGUCAAUCAGGAGUUGAGACCACACCCAUUUGCAUUGUUUCACAUCACUAGUAUUCAGUAUUUAAAAAAAUGUAACAAUUCUUUAAUCAAUCACACAUGUUGUCAUAGAUAGUCAUAUUUACAUUCUAAAAAAAAUGUUUUAACAGUUAUUUAAUAUUUUAUUUAACUAGGCAAGCCAGUUAAGAACUAAUUCUUAUUUACAAUGACGGCCUACCCCGGCAAAACCUGGACGACGUUGGGCCAAUUGUGCGCCCUAUGGGACUCCCAAUCACAGCCGGAUGUGAUGCAGCCUGGACUUUUAUUAUGAUAUGGGGAAUCAUCUCACUUCCCUGUCCUUCAUCCUGUUCUACAUUUUGUAAUUUUCCAGUGUUAAUCUGUCUGGAUUAUAACAUUUUGUCAGUUUAUUUUGCUUCAUCAGAGUUUAUGCUGCCGGUAGACACUAACAUUUUUGCCAUCUAUUUAUUUACUAUGUUUUGGUGUCAUUACGUUUGCUAUGGCUUCAUGGAGGAAUUGUUUUCUCAAUUAUCUUGUAUAUCUAGUAUGUCUUAAAAUCUUUUGGUGCAAAGAUUAAACGAUUUCUCCCCCAUAGACUUCUUUCAACAUCAGAUUAGCUUUUUCGAUUUUCAUGUGCAAUCUUUCCUGCCAAAACCUCCACCUUCUUGCCAACUUCUUUUUCCAUCUCUCCAUUUCCCUUUGAGUCUGAACCUUUUUUCUCUUCCACUGAACACCAAUGGGAAAUGUCAUGUCACACCCACUCCAGAGCUAUGGGUUGCAUGUUUUAUUACAGAAAUAGGAGAGUUACACACAAACACACACACAUGCGUGCAUUUACACACACACACACAGAGGUGUCAAAAGCAACAACUCACCACGCUCUAUGAUGUACUCUCCCUUUCACACGCACAUACACUAACUAAAAUGAAGUUUAGAUAUUCAUUCUCUUUCCAUCCAUGUAUUGUUCUAACUCCUCUCUCUUGACUCCCUUCCUGAUGACAGUAGUGUUUGCCAAUGUUCAUAUUAGAGUCGGUUGACUCUGAGUAUGCACUGCAACACAAUCUGCCAUGUGUUGAUAGUCAGGCAUUUAGGCAUUGCCUGUCCCGUGCCAAGACUGAGAUUCUGUGUCACAGUAAUCAUUGCCUUGAAUUUCAGUCUCUCGCUUAUUAUUAUUUUUUAUAUAUAUAUUUUUAAUGUGUCUUAUAUUUCCAGACUCGGCCACCUAGCCUUUGUAGUCAUUAUAGUGCACACUCCAAAAGUAGCAAUUAAUUUUCAAACAAUUCAAUUUUGUACAGACUAAUUCUCAAUGAUUCCAACCAAAAUCAGAGAUCACAUAAGAAACAGAAAUUCUGAGGAAUCAUUUCUUCAUUCACGUUUACUUCAUUCACUUUCACCACCAAUGUAAUGUGAACCAGAGAUACUUCGACAAAAUAUAGCCUUGAAACUGGAAACGUGUAGUGUCUACGGUUCUUGACAGAUGUGGGAGACAGUUGAAACUGAGACAAUGAAACAGGUCGGGUUUCUGUCUGAUUGCAGAAAUGUGUUUUCCGGUCUGUGUGCAUGCACGUGUUGAAUUGAUAUCAUCUGACCAUUGCUGUCUUUGUCUGGGUGCAUCUCAGUUAAAAAUAAACAUAUGUAAUGCUUAGAAUUACCACUAGGUGUCAGGGUAGAUAUUCUUUGCUGCCAACACAGUGGGCCUGAAAAUACAACCAUGAUCAUUUUUUAUUUUUUUAGCAGAGCCCCCUUCUAACACUUCCACAUACCUUUGAGUGGCCCUGACGCAUAGACCUACUCACCCGAACACAACGGCAACAACACACACACACCUUAAUAUCACCUUCAUCGUUGUGACCGAAAAGACAAUUCAACCCUCCAGUGCCAGCAUCAUCAGUCUUGCUAAUGCUUACAGGAAUGAAGUGGAAAGCCAAUUGUAUUUGGUUAAAGUCAUCUGCCUAUUUUAUGGCGGAGAGAUUAAGAAUAAAAGAGAACAUUCAGCACCCAUGUAAUGAAAUGAAAUAGGCUAGGUCAACAGCCUAAGAUAUGCAAUGACAACUUCAUAUUCAAAAUCUUUAUGAAAGAGUAGAAAUACAAAACAAAAACAUGACAUUUUUCAUGUCACUUUUCAAACGUGAACAGAAAAGCUGCCUUAACUCUCGCUUGUGUACUACUCCACAGUGCAUACGAUGAUGCUCGCUAGUAAGACUCCCUACACAACUUUGUUGUGUUGAUGUAUAGCUGAUCAACUUUUUUUGUGACGUGUAAACCCAACCCUCACAUUUUGCUAAAAGACCCUUCUUCCUACAGCACCAACAACUGCUACUUGUCCCACACAUCCCCCUACCCCUUCUAUAUUUUAUCUUAUGGUGAAUUCUCAACCUUUUUGUGUACAUUUUAUAGUAUUAUUUAUUAUUGACAAAAUUACAUUAUUUGAACUGGGCAUUUUAUUUACAUGUCAAUGCUUGGUGAAGAGUCAAUUGUUUCUUUUAUAAUUAAAGUGAAAAAAACUGCAAGAAAUGGAAAUAACCCUUGUCUUUUUAUUAUGAAGUUGUUACAAUAACUUGUUGCCAAGAUUGCUUUGAAAAUAAUAAUGUUGUUCUGUAACAGUAUUUGCUUUAUUCAGUGAAUUGCUUAUGGAGACUAAUAAAUAGAGGCACACACCAA